Molecule: messenger RNA, 2281 nt
Organism: Silurus meridionalis
Lineage: Eukaryota; Metazoa; Chordata; Actinopteri; Siluriformes; Siluridae
Product: UDP-glucuronosyltransferase 2B15-like
Exons: 6
Coding region: 413-2119 (568 amino acids)
Molecular function (GO): UDP-glycosyltransferase activity
Source: RefSeq, a predicted model, not a curated record
UUGACACAUUCAUUUAGUGUGAAUGCCAUAUUACAAAACAAAAGAAAACAGCAAGCGCAUUACAAGAAAAAAAAUUAGCUUUAUAUUACACAGUUAUGGUUCAAAAUGUCUAGUUCCUGAGCUUGGUAAUAGACCUUGUGUGAAAAGUAAUGCUAACUAUUCUAGCAUUAUGUGAAAGAUUUCCAGUCAGACAAGUUUCUGUGCCUUUGCAAAUUCCCAGAAAACAACCUACAAAGGGUGGAGAUGAAUGAAAUCUCAUAGUACUUUAGUGUAAAGUGUGGUAGAGACCUUUGUUCUAAAACACUAGUUCUUUACUGCCUGUUCUGAAGGUGUCAGGUAACUCUAGAUAAAAUAAAGCAUUUAUGUGCUUAAGUUACAGCUUCAAAUAUCAACUGAAAGUAGGGUACAGUUCAUGCUAGGUCAUUCAUUAACAAUAGACAGAGCUAAAAAGAUUAGACUUGUUAGACUUAAUCCAACUUCUUGUUCUCAGAUAUUCUUCAGAGACUUAGCGGAUGUUUCGUUUGACAAAAUGCUAAAGAACAGAUGUUUUUUGCCAAUUUUGCUGUUGAGUUUGCCUGAACUAGCUCUAGGUGGCAACAUACUAGUGCUUCCUGGUGAAUACAGUCACUGGCACAAUAUGCGUGUAAUCGUCGAGGAGCUCAUGAAUCGCAGCCAUAGUGUGACCGUUCUCACGCACUCUGCCUCACCUACUGUGAAACAUCCAGAAGUGGAGCAGUUCAACUACAAGUCUUUUCAAGUCAACUUAAAUCAAGAGGAGGCAGAGAGCGUUACGCAAAACCUAAUCAAUUUCUGGCUGGAUCAAAACACCACAAGUUUUCAGAAACUGGCUUUGUUUUGGAACGUGAUGUCCGGGAUGGAGCGUGUUAUACAGGCUGUGUGUGACGGAAUGUUUAACGGUGAUCUCGUGACUUUUCUGAAGAAUUCACACUUCGACGUGCUUCUCUACGACCCCAUGAUGCCCUGUGCAGACUUGCUGGCAGACACUCUUGAGUUGCCCCUCGUGUUGUCUUUCCGGAUGAGUUUUGCUUAUUCUCUCGAGCGCCUCUGUGGGCAGAUGCCUGCUCCUCCGUCUUAUGUACCUGCCGCUGCCGCUCAAUGGCAUCUCACUGAUCGCAUGGACUUUACUAAGAGAUUAGAGAACAUGUUACUAUACAUAGGAUACACAGCAAUGAUCAGGCUCCAAACAAUGAUGACCUUUGAUAAACAGUACACUAAAAUUGCUGGCAAACCUACUACACUUUGUGAAACUAUGGGCAAAGCUGACAUCUGGUUAAUCCGCACUUAUUGGGACUUUGAAUAUCCUCGGCCACUCCUCCCCAACUUCAAAUUCGUGGGCGGAUUACACUGCAAGCCUGCAAAACCUCUACCAAAAGACAUGGAGGACUUUGUCCAGAGUUCAGGAGAUGAUGGUAUUGUGGUGUUUUCACUGGGCUCCAUGAUAAGAAACCUCACCAAAGAGAGAGCGAACACCAUUGCUGCAGCACUCGGCCAGAUCCCCCAAAAGGUGUUGUGGCGAUAUACAGGCGAGAAACCAGAAACUCUUUCUCCUAAUACACGACUCUAUGACUGGAUUCCUCAGAAUGAUUUAUUAGGACAUCCUAAAACCAAGGCCUUCAUCACCCAUGGUGGGACCAAUGGAAUAUAUGAAGCUAUUUAUCAUGGAGUUCCCAUGGUGGGAAUACCGCUAUUUGCUGAUCAGCCUGACAAUCUAAAUCACAUUAAAACCAGAGGAGCUGCGGUUAUGCUUGACUUCAACAAAAUGGAGACCAAGGACUUAAAGCAGGCUCUCAAUUAUGUCAUCAACAAUCCAUCCUACAAGGAGAGCAUGAUGAAGCUAUCCCGAAUCCACCACGAUCAACCAAUGAAGCCGCUAGACCAGGCCGUCUACUGGAUCGAGUUUGUAAUGCGCAAUAAGGGGGCCAAGCACCUGAGGGUUGAAGCCCAUAACCUCACGUGGUAUCAGUACCACUGCUUGGACGUGAUAGCCUUUUUGAUUUUUGUAAUUGCUCUGGUCGUGUUCAUCUUUGUAAAAACAUGCAGUUGGCUCUUCCGUAAAUGUUUCAGAAAGACCCCGACAAGAAAGAGCAAGAAAGAGUAAAGCAUGUGUAUAUAAAUACGGCAAUAAUUGCGGUGAUCAUUUGAUUUAAUUUUUAGGAAUAAAUGAAAUUAACACUGUGGGUUAUAUGUUCUUCUUCUUCUUCUUUCGGCUGCUCCCAUUAGGGGUCGCCACAGCUGAUCAUCCAUCUCCAUACCACCCUGU